CGGAAUAUCUUAUUGACAGUCAAAUGUCUCCUAUAUUUAAGAAAUUUAGCCAAAAAUCAAAAAUAGUCUCAAUAUUUUGCAUCAAACCAGAUCUCUCAUUUUCCUUUACCUUUUCUUUUUUAUUCCCCUGAUUUCUUCUUCUUUCUCUCUCCUCUCUGUCUUUCUUCUCUCUCUUCCCUCAAAUUUAAGGAACCUGGUCAAUCAAUGGAGCACCAGCUUCUUCUCCUUUUCUCCACUUAAAUAACCCAUUUUCAAAAUCAUCCCAUUUUCAAAUUUAACUCAAUUUUUAAAUUAACCCAAAAAAAAUCAAAAAAAAAUUUAAAAAAUCAAAAAAUACAAAAAAAAAUUGAAUUUUGAAUCUGGAUUUUUGUGGGUUGUUUCAGAAAUUUUCUGGGUUGCAAUGGAUCUAAGAGUUUUAAUGGUGUUGGGUGUAAUUUGUAUUUGGCAAUGCAACGAGAUUUUAAUGGUUUCAGGCAAUGCUUUUUUUGAGGUUGAACAUAAAUUUAAAGGUGGGAAUAGAACAUUGAAGGAGCUUAGAGCACAUGAUGUUCGUCGCCAUGGUAGAAUGCUUGAUGCUGUUGAUUUGCCUCUUGGUGGUAAUGGGCAGCCUUCUGAUGCUGGGCUGUACUUUACGAAAAUUAAGAUUGGAAAGCCUCCUAAGGAGUAUCAUGUACAGAUUGAUACAGGAAGUGAUGUUUUGUGGAUAAACUGUGAGGGAUGCGAAAAGUGCCCCAAGAAGAGUGGGCUUGGAAUAAAGCUGAAUCUCUAUGAUCCAAAGACUUCAUCUACGGCCAACUUAGUAAACUGUGAUGAUUCUCAAUGUACCAUGAUAUACCAGGGCACUCUAUCUGGUUGCCAACCAGAUAUGCUUUGUCAAUAUGAAGUAACUUAUGGUGAUGGGAGCACAACUUCUGGAUACUUUGUUGAAGAUGAUUUUCAUUAUGAUAGGGUCUCUGGGAAUAUGCAAACAACAAGUGGGAAUGGCUCUAUUGUUUUUGGUUGUGGUGCUAAACAAUCCGGUCAGCUCAUUACAGCAGAUGAAGCACUUGAUGGGAUAAUGGGUUUUGGACAAGCAAACUCGUCUGUGCUGUCACAGCUUGCAGCUUCAGGAAAGGUGCAGAAGAUGUUUUCUCACUGCCUGGACAAUAAAAAGGGUGGUGGAAUAUUUUCCAUUGGCCGUGUUAUCGAGCCUAAGAUGAAUCAUACUCCAUUAAUUCCAAACCAGGCACAUUACAAUGUUGUCAUGAAAAGUAUAGAGGUGGAUGGCGAGGUUGUAAAACUCGAUACCGAUACCUCUGGGAGCGAUAGGGGAGCAAUUAUUGACAGUGGUACUACUUUGGCGUAUCUCCCAGAUGAUGUUUAUGACAAGAUUGUUAACACAAUUCUUGCCAAGCAGCCCCAGCUACAAUUACAUACUGUAGAGGAUCAAUUCAAAUGCUUUCAAUAUUCUGGAAAAAUUGACGAUGGAUUCCCCAAUGUUAUCUUCCGUUUUGCAAAUUCUCUCACCUUGACAGUACAUCCCCAUGAAUAUUUCUUUCCACUCACUGAAGGCGAAAAUAAGUGGUGUGUAGGUUGGAUGAACAGUGGAUUACAAUCUAGAGACGGGAAAGAUGUUACCAUCUUGGGAGAUAUUGUGCUCUCCGGCAAAGUAGUGUUUUAUGACCUUGUAAAUCAAACUAUUGGAUGGACCGAAUACAAUUGCUCGUCGAGCAUCAAAGUAAAAGAUUCAGAGUCAGGAGCUGUGUAUACUGUAGGCGCCCAUGAUCUUUCUUCAGCUAACUCUUUAAUUUCUGGGAGGAGUUUAUUGUUUUUGUUUGUGCUAAUUAACCUUUUUUUCACAAUUGAUCAUUAAAAAAUCCAUUAAUUUUUUUCUAGGAAUUUUUUUAUAUUGCGAAGGAGCUGUUAUCAAUUGAUUUUUCGUCCGAUUUCAUUAAUUUACAUACAUGUAUAAUGUGAUUUAACAUCAUUCUCCUAAUGCCUUCUAUUUUCCAUGCUUUCAUGGCGGCGAAGAAUACCUAUGAUCUGAGUGGACAAAGAGGAAGCUUCAGCUACCUUCACACUUUCUGGCCUUGGGCUUACCUUUCUGUAUUAGCACUUGCAACAAUUUCUGAAUCUUUAUUUUACA
Messenger RNA from Chenopodium quinoa (quinoa), 2125 nucleotides. Its product is annotated as aspartic proteinase-like protein 2. The record is from RefSeq and is a predicted model, not a curated record. Gene Ontology annotation, biological process: proteolysis. The transcript is spliced from 10 exons. Gene Ontology annotation, molecular function: aspartic-type endopeptidase activity. The coding region runs from base 401 to 1852 and encodes 483 amino acids. Lineage: Eukaryota; Viridiplantae; Streptophyta; Magnoliopsida; Caryophyllales; Amaranthaceae.